Messenger RNA from Pelodiscus sinensis (Chinese soft-shelled turtle), 491 nucleotides. The record is from RefSeq and is a predicted model, not a curated record. Lineage: Eukaryota; Metazoa; Chordata; Testudines; Trionychidae.
AUGGUCAAUGCUAGGUGCCCCAAAGAGAAUGAACCAAACAGGUUGGCAAAAGAGAAAGUUAUGUAUGAAAAAGAAGCAAAACAGCAAGAAGAAAAAAUUGAAAGAAUGAAAGCUGCAGCAAGUGAUGACUAUGGAAUUAAAAAGCAAAUUGAGAUCUUGCAAGAAUCUCGAAUGAUGAUUCCAGAUUGCCAACGCAGAUUAGAAGCUGCACAUGCAGAUCUUACUCAGCUAUUAGAAAAUGAAAAGGAGUUGGAAGAAGCUGAAGAAUUUAAAGAUGCACGUUCAGUACUGGAGUCAGUGAGGUUGGAAGCUUAGAUGUUCUUCGCUACUGUCUUCAUGCAUUAGCACUGGGUCCAUUCCACACUGAGGUUGAUCACUGCUGUAUUAUUUGAAAUAGUAUAAGAAUGUUGACUAGCUGAGAUUCCCUUUAUGCAAUUGCAAAUGACUGGCUUUUCUCUAACUUAGACAGCUAAUAAAUUACUAUCUGAUAA